AUGGGACCCGCCGCUUGCCCCGCGCUGAGGUCGCCGCCGCCGCCGCCGCCGCCGCCGCCGUCGCCGCUGCUGCUGUUGCUACCACUGCUACCGCUCUGGCUGGGCCUGGCGGGCCCCGGGGCCGCGGCGGACGGUGGCGAGCCCACGGCCGGGGCGGGGCGGGGCGGGGCCCGCGCCGUGCAGGUGGACGUGAGGCUACCGCGGCCGGACGUACUGCGCCUGGAGGGUGUUAGGAUCGGCCCCGAAGUGGACCCGGUGCCCGCGCUGCAUGGCCGCCUGCUGCUGAUGGACAUGGUGGAUGCCGAGCAGGAGGUGCCCGCGGAAGACUGGAUUGCAGUGGCCUACGUGGGCAAGGAGCAGGCAGCCCAGUUCCACCAGGAAAGCCAGGGCAGUGGUCCCCAGGCCUGUCCCAAGGCCCUUGUCCAGCAGAUGCGGCGGGCCCUCUUCCUAGGAGCCUCUGCUCUGCUUCUCCUCAUCCUGAACCACAAUGUGGUCCGAGAGCUGGACAUAACCCAGCUUCUGCUCAGGCCGGUGAUUGUCCUUCAUUACUCUUCCAACGUCACCAAGCUGUUGGAGGCACUGCUGCAGAGGACCCAGGUCACUGCUGAGAUCACCAGCGGAGAGGCCCUGUCAGCCAACAUUGAGUGGAAGCUGACUUUGUGGACUGCCUGUGGCCUCUCCAAGGAUGGUUAUGGAGGCUGGCAGGACUUGGUGUGCCUGGGAGGCAGCCGUGCCCAGGAGCAGAAUCCUCUGCAGCAGCUGUGGAAUGCCAUCCUGCUGGUGGCCAUGCUCCUGUGCACUGGCCUCAUGGUCCAGGCCCAGCGGCAGGCAUCACGGCAGAGCCAGCAUGAGCCUGGAGGCCAGGUGGACCUGUUCAAGCGCCGCAUGUUGCAGAGACUGGCGUCCCUCAAGACCCGGCGCUGUCGUCUGGGCCGGGCAGCACAGGGACCCUCGGAGCUAGGCAUCGAGACCUGCGCUGUGUGUCUGGACCACUUCUGCCAUAAGCAGUGGCUCCGGGUGCUACCCUGUAAGCACGAGUUCCAUCGAGACUGCGUGGACCCCUGGUUGCUGCUUCAGCAGACCUGCCCGCUGUGCAAGUUCAACGUGCUGGGGAAUCACUACUCAGAUGACUAGCUGCC
This is a messenger RNA of Chrysochloris asiatica (Cape golden mole), 1139 nucleotides long. It is a transcript of the gene RNF215, whose product is annotated as ring finger protein 215. The coding region runs from base 1 to 1134 and encodes 377 amino acids. Gene Ontology annotation, biological process: ubiquitin-dependent protein catabolic process. NCBI's taxonomy places the organism in Eukaryota, Metazoa, Chordata, Mammalia, Afrosoricida, Chrysochloridae. The transcript is spliced from 9 exons. Gene Ontology annotation, molecular function: ubiquitin protein ligase activity. The record is from RefSeq and is a predicted model, not a curated record.